AUGGUAUACGGAACAAACACGAGUGGAUUCGGCUGGGAUACGGAUAAAUGUUGUGUUACCGUUGAUGUUGAAGUUUGGGAUGAGUACAUAAAGAGUCAUAAAGGUGCUGCAUGUUUUCGUGAUAAACCAUUUCCACAAUUCGAUAACCUAUGUAGAAUCUUCGGUAAAGAUAGAGCUACUGGUCAUGGAGCUACUGAUCUUGGAGAAGAUGUGACUGAAGAGACACAAAGAAACUCACAUGUUGGUGUGGAGGGGUUGGAAGAUAUUGUGGAAGAGACGCAACAAAUUGCUCGUGGCAAUCGUAAACGCAAAAGGCCUCCAACAGAUGAUAUUGAAAGCUCUUAUAAGGAAGUUGCGAAAGAAAUGAAAGAGACUUUCAAGGAGGUUGGUGAAAAACUUAAUGAAACAAUAUACAAUAUAGGAAGGCAAGAAAAUAAGGAAGCACGUGAUAUGAUAGAUAAAGUUAUCGAAGAUAUACAACACAUGCCAAAUAUCAAUGUGAAGCAGCGAAUUAAGGCGAUUGACAUGUUUUGCAAAGAUCAAUUUCGUGCCCGGACGUUUUUUUAA
Messenger RNA from Lactuca virosa, 567 nucleotides. NCBI's taxonomy places the organism in Eukaryota, Viridiplantae, Streptophyta, Magnoliopsida, Asterales, Asteraceae. The record is from the annotation of a GenBank genome assembly.